Molecule: messenger RNA, 1849 nt
Organism: Lactuca saligna
Lineage: Eukaryota; Viridiplantae; Streptophyta; Magnoliopsida; Asterales; Asteraceae
Source: the annotation of a GenBank genome assembly
AUGAACUCCAAUCACUUGCUUCUCGAAGAACCGAUACGUAUGGCCUCAAUUCUCGAGCCAUCCAGACCUAGUUACUUUCCCUCAAUGACUAGGAUCGUUGGUACUCUCGGACCGAAAUCGAGAUCUGUGGAGGUUAUUUCCCGAUGUCUCAUGGCCGGAAUGUCUGUGGCACGAUUUGAUUUUACAUGGGGUGAUGCUGAGUUUCACCAGGAAACAUUGGAAAACCUAAAACUCGCUAUCAAAAAAACGAAGAAGCUGUGUGCUGUUAUGUUAGAUACAACUGGCCCAGAGCUCCUUGUUGUCAACAAAAGUGAUCAACCUAUACCACUUGAAGCAGAUUCCUUUGUGGUUCUAACACCCGAUCAAGAGAAAGAAGCAUCUUCAAAUCUUUUGCCUAUCAAUUUCAGUGGACUAGCUAAGGCAGUAAAAAGUGGUGACACCAUUUUCCUUGGCCAAUACCUGUUUACAGGAAGUGAAACAACAUCUGUUUGGCUUGAGGUUUCAGAGGUCAAAGGUGAUGAUGUUGUGUGUCUGAUAAAGAACUCUGCUGUUCUUGCUGGGACAUUGUACACUUUACAUGUCUCUCAAGUUCACAUUGAUCUACCCACACUCAAUGAUAAAGAUAAGGAGGUUAUUAGCACAUGGGGAGUUAAAAACAACGUUGACUUCCUCUCUUUGUCACACACACGCAGUGGUCAAGAUAUUCGACAAGCGCGCGAAUAUCUUUCUAAAUUAGGUGACCUAAGUCAAACUCAGAUUUUCGCAAAGAUUGAGAACGUAGAGGGACUAGUAAAUUUUGAUGAAAUCCUUCAAGAAGCAGAUGGGAUUAUUCUUGCUAGAGGAAAUUUGGGGAUUGACCUUCCACCAGAGAAGGUGUUUUUGUUUCAAAAAGCAGCUGUUUACAAAUGCAACAUGGCUGGGAAACCUGCGGUUGUUACCCGCGUUGUGGAUAGCAUGACUGAUAAUUUAAGGCCUACUCGUGCUGAGGCCACUGAUGUUGCCAAUGCUGUUUUAGAUGGUGCUGAUGCAAUCCUUCUAGGUGCAGAGACAAUGAGGGGGUUGUACCCUGUUGAGAGUAUCUCUAUUGUUGGUAAAAUUUGUGGUGAGUCUGAGAAAGUGUACAAUCAAGAUUCAUAUUUCAAGAAAACUGUUAAAUAUGUUGGCGAACCAAUGAGCCACAUGGAAUCCAUUGCUUCCUCUGCGGUGCGUGCUGCCAUCAAGGUGAAAGCAUCCGUUAUCAUUUGCUUCACGUCGUCUGGACGAGCUGCAAGGUUAAUUGCCAAGUACAGACCUACCAUGCCUGUGCUAUCUGUUGUUAUUCCAAGGUUGAAGACAAAUCAACUUCGUUGGACAUUUACUGGUGCUUUUGAGGCAAGGCAAUCGCUCAUCAUUAGAGGUCUUUUCCCAAUGCUUGCAGAUCCACGACACCCUGCGGAAGGCACAAGUGCAACAAAUGAGACGGUUUUGAAAGUGGCUCUGGAUCAUGGAAGGAACAUUGGUGUUAUAAAGUCGCAUGAUCGUGUUGUUGUUUGCCAGAAAGUUGGUGAUGAUUCUGUUGUCAAGAUCAUUGAGCUUGAAGAUUAGUAAUAUUAAUAGUAGCCAUAGCCAGCCAUUUUUGGAUUUCAGCAAGUUUUUUUUGUUUCUUUUUUUAUCAAGUGUAAAUGGCGGCAGAGCUUGAGAUCAAGUUCUUUUUGUGCCACCACAAAAUUAGCCUAGCCUCCUUUUUAUUUAUGUAUUGAAUUCCGAUUUCACUAGUCACUUUAUUCAGUUUAUGUUUUGCAGUUCAUGACUUAUCUUAAAUAGUUUUCCCAUAAUUACAAAAAAAACUAAACUACUUUAAUCAUUUGGC